AGCCCCCAAGCCCGACAGCCUCCUCUUGAAAAACCAGUGAGAAAGCUUGGUUUUUCCCUUCUUCUCUUGUCCAAGAACAAGAUUUAGGAGCUUAGAAACCCUCCCUAAAGCAAGGAAUUCCAGAUCUGCUCGGUUUCUCCCCCUCCCUUGUCCGUGAGCUGCAGCUGGUGAUGCGAAAUUCUGGGCUUUUUUCGCUUGCCGCCGGCUUCUUCUCCCCCGCCAGGUCCGGUUCUGCUGGCUGGAAAAUUUUGGUUCUUGAUCGUUCUGUCAGUUUAGCACUGAGAUCGAGUCUUCGGUUUUAUGUGAGUGAGAAAGCGAAACCGAGAACGAGGAAACCACGGGAAGUGACGAGUUAGAAGGCUAGCCAUUUCAAAAUUGAUAUAGAUUUUAGAUAUAAAUCAUGAUCUUGUAAACUAGCGUGUAUUUGGAGAUUUUAUGAUAUCAGAGCAAAUUUUAAGAUU
This is a messenger RNA of Rubroshorea leprosula, 461 nucleotides long. NCBI's taxonomy places the organism in Eukaryota, Viridiplantae, Streptophyta, Magnoliopsida, Malvales, Dipterocarpaceae. The record is from the annotation of a GenBank genome assembly.